AUGUUACUCUCUGAAAAGUCUGAGAAUAUUCUAAACGCGAUUUUAAAAUACUCAGAUAUUCAAACAAUUUUUGCUCUUCGUAAAGUUUGUCGCACAAUUCGGAAUCGUAUCGAUGACGUCAAGCCUGCGUCCGAUGUCAAAAUUAUUUCAAUUCACUUGGAUUCAGACUUGUUCAAAAACCAAAUCUGGCUGAUUUCCAGUUCAGAAGUUAUACAUAUUACAUACGAAAAGUUUCAAAAUGGCUGUCGGAUUUCCUGGAAUCAAAGCGAGAGAUUCAUUGAAGAUGAAGAUUUUUCUACACUAUUUUUCAACGAUCUGAAAAUAAUUAUGGAUUGUCGAAAAUCGAUGUUAACUGAUUUUCAAGUAACAACUCACAUCGUUCCAGCAGAAUUGGUGACAUUUUUGAAAUCCAGAACUUCUCCGAUUCAGUCCAAAAAAAUCUCAAUAACGACAUCACAUCAAUCACAAGUAAUUAAUGUUCUCCCAUGUUUUGAUGCCAAUUAUUUGAAGGAAAUAGGGGUUUUCGAUAUAAAGCAGAACCAAGUAAAUGAACUAUGGAAAAUUGAUGCAAUAAUCAAACUGGAACAAUGGAAAAAUGCGGAGAAGUUCCAAACAUUCAGAUUUUUUGUGAAUGAGCCAAUUCAUCAUUUUUUGCAUUUCAUGAAAGCUAACUUUCACGUCAAGAGCAUUUCUACACAAGACUUGUUUAUGUUGAAAAAGAACUAUAUUAUGUUUCCAAACACCUUCAAGUUUUUCUACGUUGGAUACCAAAAUUUCUUGAACGAGGAAGCUUUAUCAAGUGAAAUGGGCACACCUUACUUGUCAACCGACCCAACAAAAUGCAAUCAAAAGAGAUGGUUUUUCAAGUUUCCAGAGAAUGAUCAUUUGAUUUUAAGCAUCUUACUUGUACCUAACCAGGUGUUUGUCACUUGUAUUGGUCAGGAAGAUGUACCUAAUGGGGCUUGCAUACAGAAUAGUUAA
Messenger RNA from Caenorhabditis remanei, 981 nucleotides. RefSeq lists its product as uncharacterized. Gene Ontology annotation, biological process: innate immune response. Gene Ontology annotation, molecular function: protein binding. The transcript has 3 exons. Lineage: Eukaryota; Metazoa; Nematoda; Chromadorea; Rhabditida; Rhabditidae. The record is from RefSeq and is a predicted model, not a curated record. Bases 1 to 981 code for a protein of 326 amino acids.